AUUCAGUUUCUUGCGACUCUUUGCGCGGUUAACUUCGGCGAUCGGUCGAGCAUGCGCGUCUUAUUUACUCGUAUCUGGAAAAUCAUAAGAGUAGGAAAUUAAGGCACAAGAAAAAAACCCGUCUCGCUAUAUUCGUCGACUGUGUUGUUGUUGCUGGUGUCUAUCUGUGUCUUUUGUCAAUGUUUUUAAACCCAAACUCAAGGGGAAGCCAUUUCGCCUUUCUUCUGAAAAUUUCUGAAAAAAAUAUGAAACAAAAUUGAAUUGAAAAUUCAAAAGUAAUAGAAUUGUGAGUGUGUGAAUAGUGAAGAUCCGUGAUCAUUGGAAUUGAUCAUCUGAAGAAUAAGAAACACGCGCUUAAAUCGAUUCCCCUUGCUUAUCAAGCACAUGCCCAUAUAUUAUACAAUCCACCAACAGUUUCUUACAAUCUGUUCAACCGCAAAAGUUGAAUGGAAUAAGUUUUAAUCUUUGCUUUUGCACGCUACGUGACAAUAAAUGAACAUGUUAAUCCUAAAACUACCAAAAAUGCUCUGCCAACUAUGGCUUUUAAUUCUGCUAUCACCCUUAACCCUACAAAGCCCGCAGUCUACGACGCAAUCGAAUGUAGAGUUGCUGGAAAACGAUUCGCGAUACAUCUCAUAUCAAGAUUUAAUGUCGACGGCGAAACGAUUUUACGAUCCCGAAACGAGUUGGUAUUCGGAAAUGCUGUUCGAUGUGGCCAGGAACCAAGUGAUAGUCGGCGCCAGAGACACCCUGUACCGUAUGUCUUUCGAUCUGGAGCCAAUGGAGCGGUCCAGCUGGGGGGCCACACCAUCGGAGAUUGCCCUGUGCCAGGCAAAAGGCCAGUUGGAGCGAUGGUGUCGCAACUAUGUGCGCGUGCUUCAUAGCUAUGGUGAGAACCAGCUGUACGCGUGUGGGACGAACGCCUUCCAGCCGAGCUGUUCGUGGCGCCAGAUGGAGAACCUUAACGUCACCGGUGUGGACAGCGGCGUGGUCAAGUGUCCAUUCCAUCCGCAGGCGAAUAGCACCAGUCUGCUUCAGGGCAAUGGCCAGCUGUUCGUGGGCAUAGCCACUGAUUUCUCUGGCAGUGAUGUGGCCAUCCUGCGAACAGGACUGCAGUCAAAUGAGCAUUUCCUCCGCACCAAGCAAUAUAAUAACAACUGGCUAAGUGGAGCCCAAUUCGUGGGAAGCUUCGAGGCUGGCAACUUUGUUUAUUUUCUGCUUCGCGAAUCGGCCGCCGAACACAUGAGCUGUGGCAAGGUGAUCUAUUCGAGAAUUGCCAGGGUCUGCAAAAAUGAUGUUGGCGGCGGUGGUCAGCUUUUGAGGGACAAUUGGACAUCGUUCCUUAAGGCACGCCUGAACUGUUCGCUUCCUGGCGAAUAUCCUUACUAUUUCGAUGAAAUCCAAGGCAUGACAUACGCCGAAUCCGAAUCCAUUCUCUAUGCCACAUUCAGAACCUCAGGAUCUAGCAUUUUCGGAUCGGCAGUCUGUGCUUAUAAUCUAAGCUCCAUCAAUGAAGCCUUCGAUGGUGCCUUUAAAGUCCAGGAUCAUGCAGAUGCCGCCUGGAAGAAAGUGAACACCAAUCAGCGCAGUCAGUUCCAGUGCGGAAAGAGUAAUUUUGGCCACUGGCUGGAGAGUUCGCGCUAUCAGCUGAUGGAUGAGGCAGUGCAGCCAAUUGAUGCCCAACCGUUGUACCACUCCAAGCUGGAACAGUUUGGCCGCCUGGCAUUGGACAUCAUAAAUACAAAGACUGAACAGAUUCAUGUACUCUUUGUGGCCAGCAGUGGGAAUCAUAUCAAGAAGUUAUCCGUGAAGUAUGGCAGCGAAGGAGUACAGACAUGUCUGGUGGAGUUUUGGCAGGCAGACGAUACUGGGAGCAGUGCUCUGUUGAAUAUGGCCUACUUGAAGGUCACCGAUUCUCUGUAUUUGGGCACAGAUCUAGCCCUUACCCGAAUUCCCGCCCAGCACUGCAGUCGUCAUGUUUCACAGUCUAGUUGCCUCAAUUCCAUGGAUCCUUACUGCGGCUGGAACGAGCUGGUGGAGCGAUGCAUGCCCCAGCCACAGGACUCCUCUGUUUUGCAGCACUGGCAUCAGGCGCCACAGAUCACAUGUCCGGUAUUGAAUGCCCCCAUCGAUGGUGGAUGGUCCACUUGGAGCUCCUGGGCCGUUUGCCAACAGAGCGAGCAGCCGGACAGCAAUUGCCAGUGCCGGCAGCGAAGUUGCAAUAAUCCUCAGCCGCAACAUGGAGGAGCCACUUGCGAAGGAAUCAGCACUCAAGUUUCCAACUGCACACAGCAUGGCGGCUGGACAGAGUGGUCAGCAUGGUCCCCAUGCUCUCAGACUUGCGGCAUUGCCGUUAAGAUUCGACGACGAACUUGUGGAAAUCCCCGUCCGGCUUUUGGUGGACGUACCUGUGUCGGCUCGGAGCAGUCAGAGAUGUACUGUCGCCACUUGCCACCGUGUCCGGUGGCCAAGCCUCAGUCCGUGGACGGCGGUUGGGGACCGUGGGGCGAGUGGAGUGAGUGUAGUGCCCAGUGCGGUGGUGGUUUUCGGAUGCGUCGACGUGAGUGUAAUGAUCCGGCUCCGUUAAAUGGCGGAAUGGAGUGUCCGGGUUGUCGGUUGGAUUACGAAGAGUGCAACAUGCAGAGCUGUCAGGAGGUGCGGAAACUAACUGCCUGGACGCCGUGGCUAACGGUGACCGGAAAUGGGAGCUCAAGUGAACCGCACACGGAGCGUCGGUUCCGUUAUGUCUGCCGUGCCACCAGUCCGGAUGCAAGCUCCGUAAGAGUUGGCUUGGCCAGGGAGGAGUCACGUAAUUGUCAUGCAGAUGGAACCUGCCAGCGGCAAGGUGAUCACGAUACACAGGAUUCGGAUGCGGCCGACUGGUCACCGUGCAGUGUCAGUUGUGGUGGUGGAACCCAGCAACGCCAACGGGGACGUGGCACUAGCCAGAGUCGUGUCUGCAAUCUGCAAGCCUGUCCUGCGGAUGACCAACAACUUGGCAGUAACAGUCUGGACAACGAGGUGGAACACGGAGAGUGGGGCUGCUGGUCGGAGUGGUCUGCCUGUUCGGUCACCUGCGGUCUGGGACUACGCCGAAGGACACGACGUUGCCUUUCGGGUCACGAAAGGCUCUGCCAGGGCCGUGCUCUCGAGGAGCAGAAGUGUGAAAUGGUGCCUUGCGAAGAUUUCCUCGGCUGGAGUGUCUGGAGUGAGUGGUCCGCUUGUUCUAGCGAUGGCAUCCGACUGAGGCAUCGCCGCUGCCUGGUGGAACAGCCCGGUUCGAUGGAGUGCCGUGGUGCCGAGUUCGAGAAGACCGCCUGUGUUCCAAAUGAAUGCAAUGAAACCCAGACAGCCUCAUCUGCUACUGUGACCAUCGUGAUCUUCGUUUGCCUGCUGUUUACUGUGGCCUGCUGCCUGGCCACCUAUCGAUUUGCCAAGAAACGAUUCCUGCUCAGUGCCGAGGAGGCCUUGAACAAAACCACCACAACAACAGCCAGCUUCGACACGUAUCCCAAUCAGUAUUCCAGCCUGCCCACCAAGGAUUACUAUGACCAGCGACCUAAGCGGCAGUCCAGCUUCCGAAUGCCGGCCAAGACUAGUAACUUGGGUAAUGGCAAUGGAACACUCAAUCGCAACAAUAUGCAUCACAAUAAUACGCCCAAAGUUUUGGCCAAAACCUAUAACGAUUGCGAAACGGGAACGCUGAAACGACAAACGGCUUUGAAUAAUUGCCGGAGCAACAUCGAUGACGAGAAGUUCUAGGAAAGCUGCCAUUCUCGUCACCACCAAGUGCCAUCUUUAUUAUUAUUUUUUUUUGAUUUGGACAUGUCUUUGGAAACGAUUACACACGAUAAACAAAAGUUUAAAAGUUUUUGCACCGAAUCGCGAUGCAGAUGCAAAAUGUUCCUUUCUUGACUCACAUUGAGUCGUUUUCAGUUAAGCUAAUUGAGGUAGUUGAUGGACCUAAGUAGUUUUAGCUUGUAAUAUGUAGCUGAUUAAGCAUUUAGUCUAUCUAGGGUUAAGUUUUAAAAGUAUUUUAGUUUGAUUUAAAUAUUCAUUUUCGCAUUUUGUAUUGUAGAUAACGUCAUUUGAAAUUGUUGUAAAAUUCGUUUUAGUUUUUAUGAUAUGGCCCCAACGAGCGAGACUGACCGUUAAUAUUUGUUUAGAAAAUUUGCUUAAAUUACCCAAAUUAAUGCCAUGCAGCGAAAGAUUAAAUGUUUAAUUAUAGUUAUUUGUAAUAUUAUAAAUUUAAUUUAUCAUAUUGUAUAGAGUGCGAACUGACAUAGUCGAUGCUGUAAAGUAAAGAUAAAUAAGCCGAUAAAAUAAAUACAGUUUUACUAACCAA
Molecule: messenger RNA, 4345 nt
Organism: Drosophila eugracilis
Lineage: Eukaryota; Metazoa; Arthropoda; Insecta; Diptera; Drosophilidae
Gene: Sema5c
Product: semaphorin-5B
Exons: 12
Coding region: 493-3762 (1089 amino acids)
Biological process (GO): neural crest cell migration; semaphorin-plexin signaling pathway; axon guidance
Molecular function (GO): semaphorin receptor binding; chemorepellent activity
Source: RefSeq, a predicted model, not a curated record